AUGACGAAGGGAAAGCACACUGGUUUCAGUCGCUUCUACAGACGCCGGUGGAGAAAUCCGAUUCUUGUGUUUCUGUCCACUCUGUUCGUCAUCGGUUACUUUUCAAUGGGCCAAAUUACCGCCAUGGGGAGCUUACUCACUAGGAUCACAAUGCGUCCCUACAAAACUUCUUCCCAACUCUCUUCCAUCAGCAGGCACUUGCUGUCAGAAGCACCCCCAAACAAGACAGCUCAGUUCCCAGAAGACUUGUUCACGCUGGAGCAGCGCCAGCACGGUGCUGUUCUAUUUCACGUGCUGGGACUCGUAUACAUGUUUGUAGCCUUAGCCAUCGUCUGCGACGAAUUCUUUGUGCCAUCUCUGGACGUCAUCACUGAGAAAGCUGCAAUAUCAGAAGAUGUAGCAGGUGCUACCUUCAUGGCAGCGGGGGGAAGUGCUCCAGAACUGUUUACUAGUAUCAUCGGUGUCUUUAUCAGCUACGACGAUGUGGGCAUCGGGACAAUUGUUGGUUCUGCCGUCUUCAACAUCCUUUUCGUGAUCUCCAUGUGUGCCAUUUUCAGCAAAACCGUUCUGGAGCUGACCUGGUGGCCUCUCUUUCGUGACGUCACCUUCUACUCUAUCAUUCUCAUUUUACUCAUGACCUUCUUCAGUGACAAUGUUAUCUACUGGUAUGAGGCUCUUGUUCUACUAUCAUGUUAUGGCUGUUAUGUCACCUUCAUGAAAUUCAAUGAGCAGUGUGAGAAGUUCAUCAAAAAAAUUGUUAAUCGCAACAAAGUUACCAGGGUUGGAAGCGCUGACAAGUUGAUGCCACACAUGACCAAAAGAAAGAUGAGCACACCUAUGCUUCAUGCAGGAAGUAAAUUCAGAUCUGGCUUGCUACAGUUAAUGAUUCACACAAUAGAUCCCCUACACGAUGGCAAACUGGACGACAAAGCCAACCAACUGCAUGCCAUGGCAUCCCUCAAAGUGCUGCUGGAAGCACAAAAAGCGAACGGUACGCUCAAGUCGAGCAAAGGGGUGCCCAACAGCAUCUCAUGCCCCGCCUGCUCCGACUGUCCGGACUGCACGCACGGGGCGCAUCCCUCCAUGGUGGAAUCCGCUAGCGGGGCCCACAUCGCCCCCUCCAACGCGGCCCACAACGACCAGAUGCCUCCGGUAGAGAUGUCCCCCACGAGCAACGUCCGGGUAAUUUGGACGGCCAAUAAUUCUGCGGGUACGGUCAUGACAAGGAGCAUUCGCAGUGAUCCCGGAGAAGGAGCCGUUCUUCGUUCAGACUCAGUGCAAAGCAUCCCAGAAAGCCAAACUGAUUCGACGCAGAAUGUGAACAUCGUCAUGCCCUCGGAGUCCAAAAACCAGCUUCAGAACUCGUCAAGCCAGAAUUCUAACCAUAACAUCGCCAACUCCAAUGCACCUGGUUCGCAGAACCCUGAACCUAUUGCAGAAGAAGACGAAGAUGAAGGUGAUAAACCAUUGAAUCUUUCCUGGCCUGAUACAUGGCGGAAGAGGCUCAAUUAUGUCUUAUUAAGUCCUAUAAUGUAUCCUCUUUAUUUAACACUUCCAGAUACCAGAAAGCCGGAAAAGAGAAAGUAUUUUAUCAUUACCUUCGUCGGCAGUAUCUUGUGGAUUGCAGUCUUUUCGUACCUUAUGGUAUGGUGGGCUUCCCUUGUAGGACAGACUGCAGGAAUACCAAAUGAAGUGAUGGGUUUGACGUUUCUAGCUGCGGGAACUAGUAUUCCCGAUUUAAUAACCAGUGUUUUGGUAGCUCGAAAAGGUUUUGGAGACAUGGCAGUCUCCAGUUCAGUUGGAAGCAAUAUAUUCGAUGUUGCUAUUGGGUUGCCUCUGCCGUGGUUUCUCUCCUGUCUAAUAUUUGGGCCUGUCCAAGUGAGCAGUUCUGGCAUGGCCUGCUCUCUGCUCCUGCUCUUCCUUAUGCUGCUCUUCGUCAUCAUUUCCAUUGCAGCCUUCAAGUGGAAAAUGAACGUCGGCCUCGCUAUGGUCAUGUUCCUGCUCUACUUCGUCUUCAUCGCCUGCAGCCUGUUGCUCGAAUACGGAGUGGUUGACUGCGAUCAGCUGUUGGGAAAGUAA
Molecule: messenger RNA, 2079 nt
Organism: Uloborus diversus
Lineage: Eukaryota; Metazoa; Arthropoda; Arachnida; Araneae; Uloboridae
Product: sodium/potassium/calcium exchanger Nckx30C-like
Biological process (GO): calcium ion transmembrane transport; intracellular calcium ion homeostasis
Cellular component (GO): membrane
Molecular function (GO): calcium channel activity; calcium, potassium:sodium antiporter activity
Source: RefSeq, a predicted model, not a curated record